UCCGUGCCACAAUACAAAGUCUGUAGACAUCAUGCCCACACGAAGUGAGGAGUCGGACUUGAGGUGGGAUAGAGUUGAGGCACGUGAAGCUCACUAUCGCCAAAGUAGCCAGGGGAAUCCCCAGCCACCGAAUGCAAAGAAACGCAUCGACUCGAUUGAACUUGGCUUAAUGGGCACUCACUUCGAGUUUGUUUCUGAGGAUGAAUCAUACCCAGCGAGAAUUGAUGAUUUCACCAACAACGAAGCUGCAGAUCCUAGUUGCGGCACUGAACUGAAAAUUCGGCGGGACUCCAUUUACGACCAACCCGACCCUGAUAGUAGUGUCGCAAAAGAACCGGUUGCGGAAACUAGGUUUACUCCUAAGUGGGGUCCGUACCUUCCGCUGUCCGAGAUCAUAGAGACUCGACGGCAGUUGAGUAACAGUAAGUCUGCCGAAAGAACUUUCGAGGGUGACGAAUAAGGCCUUGUAGCGCCUCGGCUUAUUACCUAUGUAGGUAGUUAGAGGCAAGUCUUGCUGACAGCUGCACAGAAAAACGACCACCAUCUUUGUCGACCACCAUCGAU
Bipolaris maydis ATCC 48331 is the source of this 564-nucleotide messenger RNA. RefSeq lists its product as uncharacterized. Lineage: Eukaryota; Fungi; Ascomycota; Dothideomycetes; Pleosporales; Pleosporaceae. The record is from RefSeq and is a predicted model, not a curated record.